GUGUAGUGUUUUUUUUUUAGAGUGGUUUUUCAUGCUGGAUAACAUUCAACUAUAAUAACCAGUUGUUUGAAGCUAUUUAUUUGUUCAGAUAUUCUAAUCUUAGAGAAAAUUUAGCCCACUUUUAAGGUUAAUAUUUAAAUACAUUUUUGACUUUCAUUAAAACAUAAAAUUAAUAUACCAACAAUUUGAAGUUGUUUAAGAACGUAGUUAAAAAUACCUACAAGGGCUGACAGAAAAGAUUGUUAACACACACACAAAUGUCAGAAUUGCAAUUUCAAAAAAAGGUUAAAGAACUUAUCCCUAAUGAAGAUGAUAGGGAUCAGCUGUUCAGUUUGCUUCGUCAUUACCAGGCGACCCAAGACUUGAACAGGCUUCUGUCAGACCUGCGUAUUCUACUCAAUGAGCCCAACAAGCUGGAGCUGUAUGAUUUUAUGAGGCCCAUGAUUCUAAUGAGACACCAGAUAGAAUACAGUAGAAGGGUGCCAGCUGUUCCAGGUGUAAAGCUGCGAGUGAUUCGACUGAUGCGCAGACCAGGGGAGAGCCUGGGUUUUGCUGUCAGAGGAGGUUUUGAACAUGGAGUUGGUAUUUUUGUUACACAAGUGACAUUAGGAUCUCAAGCAGAGAAGCAGGGACUUCGAGUGGGAGAUGAAAUAGUGAAGGUAAAUGGAUUUAAUAUCUCAGAAGCCAUACAUGAAGAUGUACUUAAUCUGAUAAAAUCUAAGGAUGAAAUUGUUUUGAAGGUCACAAAUAUUGGAAUGCUGCCAACAAAAAAUGAGCCAACAGAUCUAGUAAAAUGGGAGUAUGUCAAUUCUUUGUUAGAGGAUUCUAAUCAAGAUGAGGGUAAAAGAAAUCAACCCCGAGAUAUCAAAAUAUUUAUUGACAGUUCUGGCCACGCCUCCAUUGGCUGCAGUAUCUUUAGUGAAAGUGGUCCCACUGCCCGCUACCCUGGCAUCUAUGUUGAGAAAGUCCGACCAGGAAGUAUAGCUGAGGAGGUGGGUUUGGAGGCAGGGGACCAGAUAGUUGAGGUCAAUGAUAUCAGUUUUAGAAACAUCACAUGGAAAGAGGCUGUCUUGGCUUUGAAAAGUAGUCGACAAUUGAACAUGAUCAUCAGGAAGAAAACAGGUUCCCAGCAGCUCCAGCG
Messenger RNA from Physella acuta, 1141 nucleotides. Its product is annotated as harmonin. Gene Ontology annotation, molecular function: protein binding. The record is from RefSeq and is a predicted model, not a curated record. Gene Ontology annotation, cellular component: cilium; stereocilium tip; stereocilia ankle link complex. Lineage: Eukaryota; Metazoa; Mollusca; Gastropoda; Physidae.